CUCCAGUCUGCUUUUGAGAUCCACCUUUCGGGAAGUCAAAUGGAAAGCCGGCAAUCCCGUGACCUGGCGGCAUUUUCGUGCCUCUCCGCACGCGUGGUUACCUUCCGGCGUGUUAAUUGAAUGGAAUCUAUGGUUCACCACUUCAAUCCUAUAAUUUUCUUGAAUCAUGGGUGAAUUACAUAUAUGUAUCAUCACCUGCUAGGCAGGUUCGGGAAUCGCCCAUGGCUCUAUGGAUCCCGAAGAACAUGACAUCGAUCAUCAUACGAGCCUGGAGAUGGUGCACAGCGCCUCGGACAAGAAGACCUUUUUCCAAGAACUGGAAAGGUGGGGUUGUUUGGUGGAAGACUCAGGGGACGACGCAGAUGAGGGUUUUGGUCGUCUUAUAGCGCUGUCAAGAAACUAUGUUGAACCUGUUCCUUAUACUUCACCGGGGGGGAAAUCAAGUGCCUUGGAAGUAACUUCCCCUUCACGGUCAUCUUCACUGGGCUCAAGGCAAUGCGGAGACGCAUCUGCAAUUGACAUUGAAGAUGUACGAGCUUCUAUUAUAAAAGAAUCGAACACUAUGGGAACCCUGAAGAACAAAGCCGACGUCUAUAUCGGCAAGAAAAGACGUGCACCGACCUUGAAAUUAGUUCCGGAACAGCAGCAAAUAUUUAAGGGUCUUGUUUUUUUCUUCUUCCCGAAUAGUGACGUUUCCCCUCUACGGCGCCUGCGCAUUCAGCGAGCGCAGGAAUAUGGAGCUCUCUGGGCCCGUACUUGGGGUGAUAAUGUCACCCACGUUAUAGUUGACAAGGGGUUGGCUUUCCAGGAGGUUUUGAAAUAUCUUUGUUUGGAGACUUUUCCGCCGAACAUCGCCCUCCUCGAUGAGAGUUAUCCUUCGGAAUGCAUCAAGUUCCGAUCAAUCCUAAAUAUAUCACAAGCGCGAUUCCGUGUUAACGGGAUACCCGUUGUUUCAGAAAAAGGGGAGACGUCUCCCCUAAAUGAAUCGUCGGCCGAGUCUUUCGCACUGAAAGCAGGCAGCAGACAACAACAGCCUGAAACGCAGUCUCAAUCAUCUGAAAGCGAAGAAGAUCCUCCUUAUGUACAGCAAGCCAAUAAUUACCCAGAAAAAACAUCCCAAGAGCCUGUUUACGAACCACUUCGGGAGCGUGAUGCUCUAGAUGACAUGAUUGAUGAAGCCAAAGCUGUGAAGGACUUGCCACUCGAUUCUUCUGAUGAACAUAUCGGAUCCGACCUAGAAACCUCUGAGGAGUCGGACUCCAAGUCAAACACACGAAAGAGGAAAAGACUUUUGAAACGAGAUGUCAAAGAAAUGGACGCUCGGCAGACAAAGUUUGCCUGUAUGCAGAAGCAUGACCCGAAGUCAAAUUCUGACAAUCCUAAUAGGCGAACCAUUGACGUUCUUCAGCAGAUGCUGGACUAUUAUGCAAGGACUGACGACCACUGGCGCACACUUGCUUAUCGCAAGGCCAUCUCCGCUCUUCGGAGACAGCCAAAGAAGGUUCUCACGAGAUCGCAAGCUAUUGCUAUCCCUGGGAUAGGACCGCGCUUGGCGGAUAAAAUCGAGGAAAUUGUGUGCACAGACCGGCUUCGUCGCCUAGAGAACACCAAUACUACGCGCGAGGAUAUCAUACUUCAGGAAUUUUCAGGUGUUUACGGGGCUGGGAUCUUGCAGGCCUCCAGAUGGCUUGCCCAAGGCUACAAAUCAAUAGCGGAUUUGAGGACUAAAGCAUCACUAACCCCUCAACAGCGAAUCGGCGUCGAUCACUACCGUGAUUUCUCUCAGCGGAUUCCACGAAAGGAAGUUGAGACACAUGGAGAGAUCGUCAAAAGGGCCGUGCAAAAGGCCGACCCUGGAAUGCAGGUCAUUAUUAGUGGCUCUUACCGACGUGGCGCUGCUGACAGCGGAGACAUCGACUUGCUCAUUACCAAACCCGAUGCGACGAUUGAGCAGAUUCGGACCCUAAUGAUAAAUGUGGUAGUGCCGAAACUCUUCAAGCAAGGUUUCCUCCAGGCGAGCUUAGCCAUUACGUCGCGAGCGGAUGGGUCCAAAUGGCAUGGCGCAUCUCUGGCGCCUGGCAGCCAGAUCUGGCGACGGAUCGAUCUUCUUUUUGUGCCGGGUUCGGAGAUCGGCGCCGCAUUGGUAUACUUUACGGGGAACGACAUUUUCAAUCGAAGCAUGAGGCUACUGGCUAGCAAGAAAGGCAUGCGAUUGAACCAACGGGGACUAUACACAGACGUACUGCGAGGACCACAGCGGAUGAAGUUGAAUCCCGGUCGGUUACUCGAGGGUCGGGACGAGCGACGCAUCUUUGAGAUCCUAGGAGUUCCAUGGCGUCCUCCCGAGCAUCGAAUAUGCUGAUGGGACUUAGGUAUAAGGGGGAAGUAAAAUAAAUAAAAAAUUAAAAAAGAUAAAAACAAAUCUUCGGGUCCGGUAACGGAAAGAUGUCGGGGCCUUUAGGAAGCAGGAUGAAUGACAGAUAACAUUUGAUGCAUAACUAGUACUUUUUUCUGGUAGCUCUGGCUAUGAUUUAUUGUUCCCUUUUCCAGACCGACUUCUCCUCUUGCAUUAGAAUGCUGCAGUGUCACUGUAAGAAUGUCGCAAAGUUUUCAUGGAAGACAAGGUAUGGGCUGGAUGAUGGGGGUUGCUGUAAGGGCUGCAGGGACAGCGGUAUUGUACUCUGUACAGUUCAGUAAGCUUGGAAAGGUUUGUUGUGGUCCAAGGGUGGGACAGUAAUCCGAGUAAGUGGGAAUCAUUAAACGAGGGUGUAGGCCUUCACAUUCCGAGGGUGGCGAAAAAGGGGGAAAGUCAUGGUUUUCGUUGCAACAGAAA
This is a messenger RNA of Aspergillus alliaceus, 2833 nucleotides long. RefSeq names its product DNA-directed DNA polymerase IV. Gene Ontology annotation, molecular function: DNA-directed DNA polymerase activity; DNA binding. The transcript has 4 exons. The record is from RefSeq and is a predicted model, not a curated record. Gene Ontology annotation, biological process: double-strand break repair via nonhomologous end joining. Gene Ontology annotation, cellular component: nucleus. The coding region runs from base 230 to 2362 and encodes 710 amino acids. NCBI's taxonomy places the organism in Eukaryota, Fungi, Ascomycota, Eurotiomycetes, Eurotiales, Aspergillaceae.